CAUGAGCAGUUGUUAAGUGGAAAAUGGAGGCUGAAUUUUACAUGGCGAUUCUUACCUGCUUGCUCUUCAGGAACUCAGAGGGGUUUCAGAUUGUCCACGUCCAGAAACAGCGGUGCCUUUUUGAAAAUAAGAUAGUUGCCGUGGGCUUCUGCAAUGGGACCAGCCAGAACCAGCAGUGGACAUGGACGGAGGAUGGAAAGCUCCUUAAUGUUAGAUCUGCGCUGUGCCUGGGCAUCUCCAACUCCACGAAGGGCCCUUCCCAACCAGCCAUCUUUGCCCACUGCUCCCAGGCACCCCGAUGGACCUGCUAUGAGCAGGAAGGGUUCCUCCAGGUGGAAAAUGCCUCUCUGUUUCUCAAGAAAGAAGGCUUCAAGGUAGUGGUCAAGAGGGGCAGGAAAUACCUCCAUAGCUGGAUGAAAAUAGACGUCGACAAAGAGGGAAAACCAGUCAAUGAAAGCCUCUGCUUAAAAAAAGCUGGCCUGGGAGCAGAAGUUCCGUUAUGGAGCACGAGAAACACGGCUCCCCUCCAGAUCUCCACUACCUUCCACGCCGUUCCAUACAGCCCGGGACACCUUGUGGGGAAUACCACCGAGGCCUUCACCAGAAGUACCACAGAAACCUAUGGCCAGAACAGCAGCCAGGGGCAGCACCCCACUCUGCAGGUGGCUGGAACUGCAGAGGCGUCCUGGGUGCCCUGGACUGCUUGGCCCUUCUCCAGCUCCACUGAAGAGACGGGAGUGGGGGAGCCACAGAGAUGUAACUUCACCCUGACGGAGUCCAGGGUCUCCAGCCAGUCGGUGUCUCUCCGGUGGAGAACUUUGGGGUCACCGUGUAACUUUAGCCUCAUCUACAGCAGUGACACAUCGAACGUCACGUUUUGCCACCCCAUGCGGAUAGACAACACCACCUAUGGAUGUAACCCCAAGGAUUUACAGGCGGGAACCGUCUAUAACUUCAGAAUUGUGUCUCUGGACGGAGAAGAGAAGACUGUGAUCUUGCAAACAGAUCCUCUACCUCCCGCCAGGUUUGAAGUCACUGAAGAGAAGACGACUUCGACCAGCUUGCGUGUUUGGUGGACUCCUUCUUCUGGGAGAGUCACCUGGUAUGAAGUGCAGUUAUUGGAUGAUAACCAAAACAUACAAGAGACCAAAAUCCAAGCAAGUACUUCAAGGAAUGAAUACAUGUUUUCUAACCUCACUGCUGGUAGUAGAUACAAUAUCACCAUCACAGCCUUCUCCGGAGAGAAACGUUCCUUGACAAUUUACACCAAUGGAUCAACAGUGCCAUCUCCGGUGAAAGAUAUUGGUAUUUCAGCAAAAACUAAUUCACUCCUGAUUUCGUGGUCCCAUGGCUCUGGGAACGUGGAAAGAUACCGGCUGAUGCUAAUGGAUAAAAGGAUCCUAGUUCAUGGCAGUGUAGUGGAUGGACACGCUACUUCCUACACUUUUCACAGCCUGGCGCCAGGCCACCUGUACAACCUCACCAUCGUGACCGAGGCUGCAGGGCUACAGAGCUACAGAUGGACACCAGCCAGGACGACCCCCAUGGCAGUCUCAAAUCUGAGGGUGGCAAAUGAUGGCACUUCGACCUCUCUGAAAGUCAAGUGGCAAAGACCUUCUGGAAAUGUGGAUUCCUACAACAUUACCCUGUCUCACCAAGGCACCAUCAAGGAAUCCAGAAUGUUGGCACCUCAGGUUACUGAAACCCAAUUUAAAGACUUAACCCCUGGACGACUUUAUCAAGUUACCAUCAGCUGUGUCUCUGGUGAACUGUCUGCUCAGAAGGCAGCAGUGGGCAGAACAGUUCCAGAGAAAGUUGGGAACCUGGAGGCCAACAGCAAUGGUUCUCUGAGGUCCCUAGUGGUGAGUUGGUCACCCCCUGCUGGAGACUGGGAGCAGUAUCGUAUCCUGCUCUUCAAUGAUUCUUCAGUUCUCCUCAACGUCACCGUGGGAAAGCAGGAAACGCACUAUGCCCUAGAUGCCGUGGGGCUCACACCGGGAAGACAGUACGAGGUGGAAGUCACCGUUGAGAGUGGAAAUCUGAAGAAUUCUAAGCGCUGCCAUGGCAGAACAGUCCCCCUGGCUGUCCUCCAGCUUCGUGUCAAGCAUGCCAAUGAAACCUCCCUGAGUGUCACGUGGCAGACCCCUGCAGCAGAAUGGGAGAAAUACAUCAUUUCACUUGCUGACAGAGACCUUUUACUCAUCCACAAGUCGCUCCCCAGAGAUGCCCAAGAAUUCACUUUUACUGACCUGGUGCCUGGGCGAAAAUACGUAGCUACAGUCACCAGUAUUAGUGGGGACUUAAAAAAUUCAUCUUCAACAAAAGGAAGAACAGUGCCUGCCCAAGUGACUGGUUUGCAUGUGGCCAACCAAGGGACAAUCAGCAGUCUAUUUACUAACUGGACCCGGGCGCUGGGAGACAUAGAGUUCUACCAAGUCCUACUGAUCCAUGAAAACGUGGUCAUCAAAAACGAAAGUGUCUCCAGUGAGACCAGCAAAUACAGCUUCCACUCCCUCAAGCCGGGCAGCCUCUACUCCGUGGUGGUCACCACAGUAAGCGGAGGGAUCUCUUCCCGACAGGUGGUCAUGGAGGGGAGGACAGUCCCCUCGAGUGUGAGUGGAGUGACGGUGAACAACUCUGGCCGUAAUGACUACCUCAGCAUUUCCUGGUUACCGGCUUCAGGAGAUGUGGACAGCUACGUGGUGACCCUCUCCCACGACAGCAGGGUGGUCCAGUCCCUCAUUAUUGCCAAGUCCGUCAGCGAAUGCUCCUUCAGCUCCCUCACCCCCGGCCGCCUCUACAACGUGACCAUAACCACAAGGAGUGGCAUGUAUGAAAGUCAUGCCUUCAGCCAAGAGCGGACAGUGCCCGACAAGGUCCAGGGAGUUAGCAUUAGCAACUCAGCCAGGAGUGACUACCUAAAGGUGUCCUGGGUGCACGCCGCUGGGGACUUUGAUCACUACGAAGUCACCAUUAAAAACAAAAACAAUUUCGUUCAAACCAAGAGCAUCCCCAAGUCUGAAAACGAGUGUGUGUUUGUUAAGCUAGUCCCUGGACGUCUGUACAGUGUCACUGUCAGCACAAGAAGUGGACAAUAUGAGGCCAGCGAGCAGGGGAACGGGAGAACAAUCCCGGAGCCCGUUACGGAUCUCACCCUGCGGAAUCGGAGCACUGAGGAUCUUCAGGUGACCUGGUCACGAGCCAACGGGGACGUCGACCAGUAUGAGAUCCAGCUUCUCUUCAAUGACAUGAAAGUAUUUCCUCCUUUUCACCUUGUAAAUACUGCAACUGAGUAUCGAUUCACCUCCCUGACCCCAGGGCGCCAGUAUAAAAUUCUUGUCUUGACCAUCAGUGGAGACGUGCAGCGGUCAGCCUUCAUUGAGGGCUUCACAGUUCCUAGCACUGUCAAAAAUAUUCACGUUUCUCCCAAUGGGGCCACAGACAGCCUGACGGUGAAGUGGACCCCUGGCGGGGGAGAUGUUGACUCCUACACGGUGUCAGUGUUCAGGCAGAGUCAGCAGGUUGAGUCUCAGACCGUCCCCAAGCACGUCUCUGAGCACACGUUCCACCGGCUGGAGGCAGGGGAGCAGUACCAGGUGGUGGUCGCCUCGGUCAGCGGGUCCCUGAGGAACCAGGUGGACUCGCUCGGACGGACAGUCCCAGCUUCCGUCCAGGGAGUAACUGCAGACAAUGCCUACAGCAGCCACUCCUUAAUGGUAAGUUGGCAGAAAGCUGUGGGCGUGGCAGAAAGAUAUGACAUCCUGCUUCUCACUGAAAACGGGAUCCUUCUGAGCAACACCUCAGAGCCAGCCACCACAAAGCAGCACAAAUUUGAAGACCUAACACCAGGAAAGAAAUACAAGAUACAGAUCCUAACCGUGAGUGGAGGCCUCUUCAGCAAGGGAGCCCAGGCUGAAGGCCGCACAGUCCCAGCAGCUGUCACCAACCUGAGGCUCACAGAGAACUCCACCAGACACCUGUCCUUCCGCUGGACCACCUCCGCGGGCGAGCUCAGCGGCUACAACAUCUUUCUGUACAACCCGGAUCGGACUCUUCAGGAGCGAGCUCAGGUUGACCCGCACGUCCAGACCUUCUCUUUCCAGAACUUGCUGCAAGGCCGGAUGUACAAGAUGGUGAUCGUCACUCACAGUGGCGAGCUGUCUAACGAGUCUUUCAUGUUCGGGAGGACAGUCCCAGCUGCUGUGAGCAACCUCAAGGGAUCCAGUCGGAACACGACAGACAGUCUCUGGUUCAGUUGGAGUCCAGCCUCUGGGGACCUCGACUUUUAUGAGCUGAUUCUCUACAACCCCAAUGGCACGAAGAAGGAAAACUGGAAAGACAAGGACCUGACAGAGUGGCGUUUUCACAGCCUUGUCCCUGGAAGGAAGUACACGCUGUGUGUGGUCACUCACAGUGGAGACCUCAGCAACAAGGUCACGGGGGACAGCAGAACAGCCCCAAGUCCUCCCAGUCUUAUGUCAUUUGCUGAUGUUGCAAACACGUCCUUGGCCAUCACCUGGAAGGGGCCACCAGACUGGACAGACUACGAUGACUUCGAGCUGCAGUGGUUCCCCAGAGAUGCAGUCACCGUCUUCAACCCCUACAACAACAGAAAAUCGGAAGGCCGCAUCGUGUACGGUCUUCGUCCGGGGAGAUCCUAUCGAUUCAGUGUCAGGACUGUCAGCGGCGAUUCCUGGAAAACCUACAGCAAACCGAUUUUUGGAUCUGUGAGGACAAAGCCGGACAAGAUACAGAGCCUGCACUGCCGGCCGCAGAACUCCACGGCCAUUGCCUGUUCUUGGAUCCCUCCUGAUUCCGACUUUGACGGGUACAGCGUUGAAUGCCGGAAAAUGGACACUCAGGAAGUUGAGUUUUCCAGAAAGCUGGAGAAAGAAAAGUCUCUGCUCAACAUCAUGAUGCUCGUGCCCCACAAGAGGUACCUGGUGUCCAUCAAGGUGCAGUCCGCCGGCAUGACCAGCGAGGUGGUGGAAGACAGCACCAUCACCAUGAUAGACCGCCCGCCUCCUCCACCUCCACACAUUCGUGUGAAUAAAAAGGAUGUGCUCAUUAGCAAAUCUUCCAUCAACUUUACUUUCAACUGCAGCUGGUUCAGCGACACCAACGGGGCUGUGAAAUACUUCACCGUGGUGGUGAGAGAGGCUGACGGCAGUGAUGAGCUGAAGCCAGAACCGCAGCACCCGCUGCCCUCCUACCUGGAGUACAGGCACAACGCCUCCGUUCGAGUUUAUCAGACCAAUUAUUUUGCCAGCAAAUGUGCGGAAGGUCCUGACAGCAACUCCAAGAGUUUUAACAUCAAGCUUGGAGCAGAGAUGGAGAGCCUAGGGGGGAAAUGCGAUCCCAACCAGCAGAAAUUCUGUGAUGGACCGCUGAAGCCACGCACUGCCUACAGAAUCAGCAUUCGGGCUUUCACGCAGCUGUUUGAUGAGGACCUGAAGGAGUUCACAAAGCCACUCUAUUCAGACACGUUUUUCUCCUUGCCCAUCACCACUGAAUCAGAGCCCCUGUUUGGAGUCAUUGAAGGUGUGAGCGCAGGCCUGUUCUUAAUCGGCAUGCUGGUGGCGGUUGUGGCCGUAUUCAUUUGCAGACAGAAAGCCAGCCACGGCAGAGAACGGCCCUCUGCCCGCCUAAGUAUUCGCCGGGACCGGCCGCUGUCUGUCCACCUGAACCUCGGCCAGAAAGGUAACCGGAAAACGUCUUGCCCAAUAAAAGUAAAUCAGUUUGAAGGGCACUUCAUGAAGCUGCAGGCCGACUCCAACUACCUUCUCUCCAAGGAGUACGAGGACUUAAAAGACGUGGGACGAAACCAGUCGUGUGACAUCGCACUCUUGCCGGAGAACAGAGGGAAAAACCGGUACAACAAUAUAUUGCCCUACGAUGCCUCGCGAGUGAAGCUGUCCAACGUGGAUGAUGACCCAUGCUCUGACUACAUCAACGCCAGCUACAUCCCUGGAAACAGCUUCAGGAGAGAAUACAUCGCUACUCAGGGCCCUCUUCCUGGCACCAAGGACGACUUCUGGAAAAUGGCGUGGGAACAGAACGUCCACAACAUCGUCAUGGUGACCCAGUGUGUGGAGAAAGGCCGGGUAAAGUGUGACCAUUACUGGCCAGCGGACCAGGAUUCCCUCUACUACGGGGACCUCAUCCUGCAGAUGCUCUCGGAGUCUGUGCUGCCCGAGUGGACCAUCCGGGAGUUCAGGAUAUGCAGCGAGGAACAGCUCGAUACACACAGACUCAUCCGCCACUUUCACUACACGGUGUGGCCAGACCACGGGGUUCCGGAGACCACGCAGUCCCUGAUCCAGUUUGUGAGAACCGUCAGAGACUACAUCAACAGAACCCCCGGGGCCGGGCCCGCCGUGGUGCACUGCAGUGCUGGUGUGGGCAGGACCGGAACCUUCAUCGCCUUGGACCGAAUCCUCCAGCAGUUAGACUCCAAGGACUCCGUGGACAUUUAUGGAGCUGUGCACGACCUAAGACUUCACAGGGUGCACAUGGUCCAGACCGAGUGUCAGUACGUCUACCUGCACCAGUGUGUGAGGGACGUCCUCAGGGCAAGGCGGCUGCGGAGCGAGCAGGAGAACCCCUUGUUCCCCAUCUAUGAGAACGUGAACCCGGAGCACCUCAGAGACGCGGGCUACUCAAGGCAUUGAGAAUGUGUCUGAAGAUCUCCUGGAUAAAAACUAUUCACUGUGUGACUUUCUUACAGACUUGCUUCAUGCCCUACAGAGGUGCCAGCUAUUUCUGUUGAUACUAUGUAUAAUUUAUUAAUCUGGAGAAUGCCAAAGAAUUUAUGUAAUUUAAAGGUAACAGAGAUUAUUGUACAUAGUUGUAUUUUGUAGUUUCUUCUGUAAAUAUGUAUUUUUCACAAUGUUUGAUGUUAAUCUUUAUAUGAUGCUAUUUUUCCACACUGACGUGUUCAUGGGCUGUUCAGCAUAAACUGGCUGGCCUGUGUGACGGGAGUGCUGGUGACGUGUGUGGAGGUAGCUGCAGAGGGCCCCUGGGGCCACGGUUUG
Molecule: messenger RNA, 7034 nt
Organism: Ceratotherium simum simum (southern white rhinoceros)
Lineage: Eukaryota; Metazoa; Chordata; Mammalia; Perissodactyla; Rhinocerotidae
Gene: PTPRB
Product: protein tyrosine phosphatase receptor type B
Biological process (GO): angiogenesis; peptidyl-tyrosine dephosphorylation involved in inactivation of protein kinase activity
Cellular component (GO): signaling receptor complex
Molecular function (GO): protein tyrosine phosphatase activity; cadherin binding
Source: RefSeq, a predicted model, not a curated record